Morus notabilis is the source of this 798-nucleotide messenger RNA. Its product is annotated as expansin-A7. Lineage: Eukaryota; Viridiplantae; Streptophyta; Magnoliopsida; Rosales; Moraceae. Gene Ontology annotation, biological process: plant-type cell wall organization. The record is from RefSeq and is a predicted model, not a curated record. The transcript is spliced from 3 exons. Gene Ontology annotation, cellular component: extracellular region. The coding region runs from base 1 to 798 and encodes 265 amino acids.
AUGGCUGCUUUUGCUCAUUCAUUGUCCUUAAUAAGCUUCUUCUUGAUGGCACGUAUGUUAGCCGGAACAACUGCGGCAAAAGUUGCUUCGCCGCGAACCAUCUACUACCGACCAAGCGCUUGGGAAAAAGCUUAUGCUACAUUUUACGGUGAUGAGACGGCACAAGAGACUAUGGGAGGAGCUUGUGGGUAUGGAAACUUGUUUAACAACGGUUAUGGAACGGACACAGCAGCCUUAAGCACAGCAUUAUUCAACAACGGUUAUGCUUGUGGGCAAUGCUUUCAAAUAAGAUGUGUUCAGUCCAAACAUUGUUACUCAGGGUUCACCACCAUCACCGCCACCAACAUCUGUCCUCCCAACUGGUCUCAGGACUCCAACAACGGCGGCUGGUGCAACCCGCCCCGCCUCCACUUCGACAUGUCCAAACCCGCUUUCAUGAGAAUUGCAUGGUGGAAGGCCGGCAUCGUCCCCGUUCAGUACCGCCGAGUGCCAUGCGUAAGGAAAGGAGGGCUAAGGUUCAGCUUCCAAGGAAAUGGGUAUUGGUUGCUGGUGUAUGUGAUGAAUGUGGGAGGAGGUGGUGACAUUGCAAGCAUGUCAGUGAAGGGAAGCAAAACAGGAUGGAUAAGCAUGAGCCACAAUUGGGGAGCUUCAUACCAAGCUUUUGCAACUCUCGGAGGCCAAUCUCUUUCUUUUAGAGUCACUUCCUACACAACCAAACAAACCAUUAUAGCUUCGAAUGUUGCUCCUGCUGAUUGGCGAGUUGGAUUGACUUACAAGACUAAUGUCAACUUCCAUUGA